UCACAGAAAAAGAAAUUCGACAAUGGCACAAAGGUUUUCUCAAAGAUUGUCCGAAUGGUCUACUGACGGAGCAAGGUUUUAUUAAAAUUUACAAACAAUUCUUCCCGCAAGGAGAUCCCAGUAAAUUUGCCUCGCUGGUAUUUCGUGUCUUCGAUGAAAAUGAGGAUGGCGCGAUUGAGUUUGAGGAGUUCAUUCGAGCGUUAUCGAUUACAUCGCGCGGCAACCUGGACGAAAAGCUGCAAUGGGCAUUCCGGUUGUACGAUGUGGAUAAUGAUGGCUACAUAACGAGGGAGGAAAUGUACAACAUAGUGGACGCAAUAUACCAGAUGGUGGGCCAACAACCACAGACGGAGGAGGAGAAUACACCGCAAAAACGGGUCGAUAAAAUAUUCGAUCAAAUGGAUAAAAAUCAUGAUGAUCGGUUGACGCUCGACGAAUUUCGUGAGGGUAGUAAAGCUGAUCCACGUAUAGUGCAGGCGUUAAGUUUAGGUGGUGAUUAACCAAAAGAGACUUAGUUUAAUUCUGUAAAAGAUUAAACGAGAAAGCGCAAACAAAACAAAGAAAGAAACUUAACAAAAUAAACAAUAAAAAAUGAAGAAAUAUUCAUAAAAAAAAAACUAAAUACAUAGCAAGGGAAAAAAGAAGCAGGAGAAAAUUUAGGAGGGUGGUAAACAUAAUUUCUUGCAAAACAUAUUUAUAAAUUAUGAGAGAUGAGUCAUAAUCAAAAGGAAGAAGAACACAUUAAUUUACACAAACAGAAAUGAACAGCGUAGGCCUGAGUUAUGCCAAUGGCAGUCAGCUGGCACUUGCAUAUAUUCAAAUGUACAUACACACAUACUUGCAUACAAAAAAAAAAAUAGCCAUUAGUUUACUUAGCAUGGAGUUAGGCUAUGAAAAACCACAACAACAUACAAACGAAAAAGUUUCAAGUAAUAAGGCAAGCGGUAGAAAAGCUUCGAAAACCCAACAAAAAAAAAUGUAUUUCAAGAAUGCAAAAAUAAACGAAAUAGCAAAUUAUAUUCAAAGCGAACGUAGGUGAAACGGGUUAAGUGUAGAUUACCCAGCCAAGUUGCAACACUAAAACACUGUUGUUGUACCGCUAACGUACACACACACACACACACACACACGCAUACGCAAACAUAGUUUUAGUGAACUCAACGAAAUAGAAAUCAAAAUCUGCCUGAAACUGGCAGUCUUAUUUGCAAAAGCAGCCAAAAAGGAUUUAGAGAAAUUACUGAAAUAAAAGUAAGCAUCAAAAAAAGCCAACUUCUAAGCAGCAGAUUUGUAGGAAGUAAAAAAAAAAGUUUUCGCGGAAGUAAUAUUGGAAUUCAUAGAGAAAAUUAAAAUUGACUUUAAACACUGCAGCUAAAGGUCGAAUACAAAGGUGCGUUUUGAACAAUUGCAAAAAAAAUUUAAAAAUAAGAUUAGAGGAAAAAAGUAAGAGCAACAAAUUUCACACUUUCUAUUUGCAAUAUGUAUAUAAACAUACACAAGUAUAAAGUAACAACAAAAAUUAAAUA
Molecule: messenger RNA, 1523 nt
Organism: Rhagoletis zephyria (snowberry fruit fly)
Lineage: Eukaryota; Metazoa; Arthropoda; Insecta; Diptera; Tephritidae
Product: frequenin-1-like
Molecular function (GO): calcium ion binding; calcium sensitive guanylate cyclase activator activity
Source: RefSeq, a predicted model, not a curated record